Messenger RNA from Coregonus clupeaformis (lake whitefish), 2566 nucleotides. RefSeq names its product Y+L amino acid transporter 2. The transcript has 10 exons. Gene Ontology annotation, biological process: amino acid transmembrane transport. NCBI's taxonomy places the organism in Eukaryota, Metazoa, Chordata, Actinopteri, Salmoniformes, Salmonidae. The record is from RefSeq and is a predicted model, not a curated record. Gene Ontology annotation, molecular function: L-amino acid transmembrane transporter activity. The coding region runs from base 214 to 1746 and encodes 510 amino acids. Gene Ontology annotation, cellular component: membrane.
GAAAACAGCCGUUGCGCUGGGAUUGCAACAUUGACAGUCCUGUUGCUACCUCUCAACAGUGUGAGCUCCUCCAGAUAUCUUUGACUCAGGAAACUCAAAUUGUGGGGAUAUGACUGGUCGACAUUUGAGCAUUCACCCUUAGAAGAGGAAAAUCCCUGAUUCUCUGUUGUGACCCUUGUUCUCUUGUAGACAACAGCUCCUCAACUAGGCAGAAUGAGAGAGAAGCUGGCUGCCAUGUCGCGAUCGCUGUGCCCUUGCUCGCAGGCCGAGUCCAACGAAGACCUAAAGACACCGAAUGGCGGCGAAGAAAAGAUGCAAAUGAAGCGCGAGAUUUCCCUCCCCAAUGGCAUCUGCCUCAUCGUGGGCAAUAUGAUUGGCUCUGGAAUCUUUGUCUCGCCUAAAGGCGUCCUCAUGCACAGCGGCUCUUACGGGCUAUCGCUAGUCAUCUGGGCUCUCGGCGGCAUCUUUUCCGUUUUCGGAGCACUGUGCUAUGCAGAGCUGGGAACCACGAUCACUAAAUCGGGCGCUAGUUACGCCUACAUCCUGGAGUCGUUUGGCGGUUUCCUAGCUUUUAUCAGGCUGUGGACGUCCAUCCUGCUCAUUGAGCCGGCCAGCCAGGCGGUCAUCUCACUGACCUUCGCCAACUACCUAGUGGAGGCAUGGUACCCCACCUGCCAGCCACCUUACGAUGCCAUCCGCCUCAUUGCUGCCGCCUGCAUCUGCAUGCUUAUCUUUGUAAACUGUGCCUAUGUGAAGUGGGGCACCAUGGUCCAGGAUCUGUUCACCUACGCCAAGCUCAUGUCACUAAUCCUCAUCAUCAUUAUAGGUAUCAUGAAGAUAGCCAAAGGAGAAACCCAGAACUUUCAGAAUCCGUUUGAGGGUUCCUCCAUGGAGCCUGGGCCUAUAGCUCUGGCCCUCUACUCAGCUCUGUUCUCCUAUUCUGGCUGGGACACACUCAACUUUGUCACAGAGGAGAUCCAGAACCCAGAGAGGAACCUGCCUCUGGCCAUUGCUAUCUCCAUGCCCAUAGUGACCAUCAUCUACCUUCUGACCAAUGUGGCCUACUACGUGGCUCUGGACAUGCCCUCGCUACUAGCCAGUGACGCUGUCGCCGUGACUUUUGGAAAUGCGGUCCUGGGACCGUUCAAGUGGAUCAUUCCCAUUUCCGUGGCCAUGUCCUGCUACGGAGGACUCAACGCCUCCAUUAUCGCUGCCUCCAGGUUGUUUUUCGUGGGGGCGAGAGAGGGACACCUUCCAAACAGUCUGAGUAUGAUCCAGGCGGAGCGCUACACACCUGUGCCCGCCCUCAUAUUCAACGGGUUGAUGGGCUUGAUCUUCCUGUGUGUGGAGGACGUGUUCCAGCUCAUCAACUACUUCAGCUUCAGCUACUGGCUCUACGUGGGCCUGUCUGUGGCCGGCCUCAUCUAUCUGCGCUUCACUCAGCCAGACAGACACAGACCCGUUAAGCUCUCCCUGUUCUUUCCCUUCGUUUACUGCCUGUGCAGUCUGUUCCUGGUCAUCGUCCCUCUAUACGGAGACACCAUUAACUCCCUCAUAGGGAUCGGCAUCGCCCUGUCUGGAGUGCCUGUCUACUACGUGGCCAUAUACCUGCCUGAAGACAGGAGGCCCAAGUUUAUAGGCAGACUAAAUGCCUGGGUCACCAAAUACACCCAGAUCAUGUUGUACUGCUGUCUGACUGAACUUGAUGUGGAGCCAGAGAAGCUAGCAGACAGCAAAACUCAGUGAGGAGGCCUGGUGGCCCCCCACUCCUGGCCCAUGCCACGCAUGAUGCACAUGCCUGGAACACGAAACCUGACUGAACCGUGCAUGGACAAAGGCUGCACUGAAGGGUUGGCUGGAGGGGGCUCGAUGCUUGUACCACAUUGCAUUCUCAAAGGCUUUCCAUGUCUUGAGGACAAAAGAGGAGCUGGUACUUGAUCAUGUGCGAAGAAACUGAUAACUGUGGGAUUAUUCAAAUUUUUUUGUAAACAUAUUAUAUUUUCCUAUAAGAGUAUGACUGCUCAUUAUGUAAUAUGCUCAUUGUAAUAUAAUGUAAUGUCCUUACCCAUGUUCUUCUUCAAGUGUUUAUACCUUAAUGUUCCUCUAAGAGGUUUACCUGGUUAUUUCUAUGGAUAGCACUUACAGUACAUGUCCUACAGAUCUGACAGUCAACAGUCCUUGGCUUGUGUCUUUUUGUGCUGAGUCACUGAGUCACUUUAUGCUGAGUCACUAAGUGGGGGUCUAACAAUGUUAUGACUUACAAAACAUGGCCGAAUGGACCAAUCGGUAUGCUGUAAAUUACAUACAGUAGCACUAAUCACAUAACGCAUGCAUUAAUUACAAUUUGAGCUCUCAAACAGGGAUUUGGUUAUUAAUGUGUUUUGUUUUUAAUUGCUCAAUGAUUAUAUUUUAAUGUGCUACUACCUAAAACUGUUGUAGCCUACCAUUUUAUUUAGCUAGGCUUGGGCCCAAUGCAACCCAUUUUUAUCUAAUUUCAAAUAAUUUCUGGGUAACAAUUAAGUACCUUACUGUGACUGUUUUCAAUAAAAAUGGACAAAAAGAAACA